GGAACGGGGGUGGAAGGGGGCGUUCGAUUUUGGUGGUCACGAAGGAGGAACGAGGAAACUGCGUCGUUCCUCAAAGCGGUGCGACAGAGCCAACUCGCUCGCUGUCUGCAAGGUUCACGCGCGCGUGGUGGUGGUGGUGAACUAUUGGGGUUGUUCGAUAGGCUAGACGACAGAGUGAGGGAGAGAUCGAUUUGAUCGCAAGGGGUUACAGAGGUGGGAAACAGACGCUCGGAGAUAGCGCAGCGAUUGAGAAGAAUAAAUACCAUGCGCACGGUUGGCCACGUACGGUGCGAAAGAAGUUCAACGGGCACACUGGCGUAGUACAGAGAGAAACGGGGGGGUAAUAAUAGAGAGAGAUAGAGCGACGCAGAUAGGAGGGCACCUUUUGUUGUCGACUCAAACUUAAUAAGAACACAGAGAGAAAAAAACACGAAAUGAUGAACUUAGCAAAGUGCCGACAACACCGAGCAUCUUCUUGUUUCCUCUAAUCGUUAAAAAAAGAGAGACAGAGAGAGAGAGAGAGACAGAGAUCCGCGGGGAGAGACAGGAAACGGGGGUAGUGGGGGGUCUGAACGAAGCGGCAAAGUGAAAGAGGCAAUUGUAAAGCAAGAGACAGAAGAACAUCAAGGAACAGACACGGGGAGAGCCACAGAGAGAGAGAGAGCGAGAGACAGGGGACAGGAUAGAUAGAGAGAGACACACGGAAAGCGAGAGAGAAAAACAAAAACAAAAAUUUAAAAGAUAGAAAAGCGACAGAGAGAGAGAGACAGGAUUGGAGAGAGACGUAGGGCACACGGUUCCGAGCAAGCGAGACUUGCAGAGAGACACAGGAGCAGAAGAACCCAGAGAGACAGAGGCCGAGAGAGAGAGAGAGACACGGUCCGGUCGGAAGCAAUGGAAGGAACUGUCCCGUGCGAUUACUGCCUUGGAGGAUCUACAGCUGCCGUGAAAACUUGCCUCACCUGCUUGACGUCGUUUUGCGAGGAGCACCUGAGACCACACAAGGAGUUAGCUCUGCUCCGCGCGCACCAGCUGAUAGAGGCGACGCGCAACGUGGCGGAGAAGCUGUGCCCGGCUCACUCUCGAGUCCUCGACUUCUUCUGCGAGCGCGAGCAGCGGCCCCUGUGUCACGAGUGCUCCCUGAGCACCGAGCACCGGAUGCACCGGCACACGGCGCUGGAGGAGGCGUGCAGGGCCAAGCGGGUGCUCGUGGAGGCAAGGGUGAGACUGGUGGACAAUACGUCUGGUCUCCUGCAGCAGGAGACAGCCACGCUGAGCGAGGACCACACAAACAUUGUGAACCUCUCGGAGCGUUGCUCAUCUCAGCUGUCGAGGGCGUUUGAGGAGGCUCGGGCGAAGCUGUCUCGGCGAGAGGAGGAGGUGAUGGAGGAGCUACGGAACGAGGCGCAGCGAGCGCUCUCCCCCAUCGAGGUGUCCAUGGAGGAGCACGUGUCGGGCAUUGCGCGCCUCUCCAGCGUCAAGGACAGCCUCCAGGCCCUGCUCGCCUCGGAGGUGGACCCAGUCUCGUUCCUCAAGAUGCUGAAAGAUCAAGAUUUGAAUGAGAACCUGCAGACCGGCAGUGCUUUCAGGAGGAGUGAAAACAUUGACAACGCCUUGAGGCGGAUUGUGGAAAGGGCACUUGCAUCGCUGAACUCAGUGGCAGAAGACAGGACCAUUUCGACUCCACCCUCAUCGACCAGCGACGUUACUCCUGCACUGAUCCCGAUGGUCCCCCAGACAUCUCUCACCGUGCAGGACCUCGUCAAAAUAGGAGCCUUCACCGACAUCCACAGAGGACUGUACGAAAACCGCCAAGUGGCCAUCAAGAUUCGCAAAGACGGUAUCACCAACGAGCAGCUGCUUGAGGAGGGGCGAAUGAUGGGCGCCUUGCGGCACGACCGGCUGCUUGCCCUGCUUGCCAUGGUCUCCGAGUCUCCUGCCACCCUCAUCAUGGAGUUCAUGAGCAACGGAAAUCUUCUGGCCUUCCUCGAGAAGAAAUCUUCCUCCAACCGUGACCGUUACUACCUCAAAAUGGCUGCCGAGGUGGCCGAGGGGAUGCGCUUCCUGGAGGAAGAGGGCUGCGUGCACCUUGAUCUUCGUGCGGCCAACAUUCUUCUCGACGACGGCUUCGGCUGCAAGAUCGCGGGAUUCCAGCUCGUCCGCAAGCUCGCGGGCGAGGUGUAUCAAAUCAGUGAAGGAGAUAUGCUGCCCGCACGCUGGUGUGCCGUCGAGGCGUUCACUACCAAAGUCUGGACGUCCAAGUGUGACUCCUGGUCUUUCGGGGUGCUGCUCUUCGAGAUUUACACGGACGGCACCCUCCCUUACAAAGGGAAGACGCACAGGGAGGUGGUUGAGCUGCUGAAGCAGGGAAUCCGCCUACCCCGUCCAAGCGUCUGCCCUGAUGCCGUGCACCGCGUCAUGUCCUCCUGCUGGCAUGAGGACCCACUGACGCGUCCCAACUUUGGCGAGAUGUACACCUCCCUGAGCUCACUCAUCCGAGCCUAAGCUCCACUUUCGGGUUGACACCCUUUUCACUGUAAUCCAAGCCUGGUACAGAGGAUGUCGUGUGUUUAAUCCCGACCCUGAUGGCCGUAUAUUUGAAGUUUGCAUGUUCUCUCUCGCUCCCCGCACUCGCGUUAAUUUUUC
Messenger RNA from Petromyzon marinus (sea lamprey), 2646 nucleotides. NCBI's taxonomy places the organism in Eukaryota, Metazoa, Chordata, Hyperoartia, Petromyzontiformes, Petromyzontidae. The record is from RefSeq and is a predicted model, not a curated record.